AAUAAUUUAAAAAAAAACAAUAAUCUUUGCAAUUUUAUCAAUAUUUAGCUGCAAACGGGUGUAAAAGAAUCUCUUUAAAUAAUCUGUUCUGUGUGUCAAGUCCCACCUUUGCACAAAAAUAAACCCAUAAGAUCAUCUAGGACUGUUAUUUUUCCUGGAAUGCCUUAUGAACUGCAUCAGUAAGUCAUUGUUUGUUAAUCAGGAUCUAUUUUUGUGAUUGAUAAAGCAGCUAUCUCAGAAAUCCCUCUGAUCCCUGCUCCCCUGCUGCAUAUCAAUUGCAUCAGCAGUCACCUUUGUGCGCCUGCGAACAGCACCUGCCUGCUGCCUCUGGGUGUCCGGCCUGCCCUUGACCUCCAACAUUUUGGUCUCCUGAAUGUAAAUAGUGUCCCAAGCAUGUCAACCUGGACAAUUCUGCCUUUUUUGACUUGCCCUAUCCAGCAGCUAAAUAGAUCAGCGCUGAUAGACAGGUGUUACAUUGUAAUUGGGGGUUGGGAAUCUUUGGACACAGGAUGAGUAUAUUUGUAUAAACCCUUUUUGUAUUUGCAAGUUUCUGCCAUUUAUUAAAAGUGUAAUUGUAAACAAAUACAGUUUUUCCAGAUGAUUUGACAUGACUGUGAUAGAACAAUAUCUCCUUUACACCCUUUUUGCUCAUGGUAGGAAUCCCAAACCAAAGGACGCAUGGUUCAUUAGCUGUUGUGUCAAUACUUAAUGAGAACUUAAAGGAUUUUUUUAUUUUGGCCAAAAAGUCCUGAUUUAUCCUGGUGGUUACUGUGCAUUUAAGUCAAAGUCCAAUAAGUUGCACCCCUCCUGACAGUGUAAACUUUGUUUUUUCCAUUUGACCGGUCAGCUGGAGGAGUGGUGGGGCCAAUGUGACCCCCAAUGUUGUCAAGCCUGUGGGUUCCAUGUUCUUUGACCAAAACGAGCUCCUGUUGCUGUCAUUUCUUGCUCUUCUGCUUUGUCGAUUCAUCCAGGAGCCUCUGAGACAGAAAGAAAUCUCCAUCAGAAAUUAUUCCAGAACUACAACUUGAAAGUCAGACCAGCUCGCUACUGGGAGGAGAAGGUGAUGGUGCGGGUGGGGAUGACUCUUUCCCAGCUUGUCAGCUUGAACGAGAAGAAUGCAAUGGUCAGACUACAGGUUGUCAUGGAAACCAGAAGAGUAUGACAACAUUGAUGUUUUGAGAAUUCCAGCCAAUAAGGUGUGGCGUCCCGACAUCUACCUCAUCAACAAUAAUGAUGGCCAUUUUGACGUGGCGUUGUAUGUCAACGUCUUGGUGUACAGCGACGGGACCAUCAACUGGCUGCCACCAGCCAUCUACCGCAGUGCCUGCUCCAUUGAUGUGGCUUACUUUCCAUUUGACUGGCAAAACUGCAGUAUGGUUUUCCGUUCAUACACCUACGAUGCCUCGGAGGUCGACCUACAGUAUUUUCUCGAUGAUGACGGCAAAGAAAUCCAUGAAAUCGUCAUAGAUGAAAAUGCUUUCACUGAGAACGGAGAAUGGGCCAUCUGUCACAAACCUACAAGAAAGAAUGUCAAGGAUGGCCUGUAUGAGGACAUCACCUUCUACCUCAUCAUCGAGAGGAAACCUCUGUUCUACAUCAUCAACAUCAUUUUGCCCUGCAUCCUCACCAGUGUACUGGCUAUAUUUGUCUUCUAUCUGCCUCCUGGAGCAGGAGAAAAGAUGACUCUCUCCAUUUCCGUCCUCAUCGCUCUCACUGUCUUCAUGUUGCUGCUGGCUGACAAGGUUCCAGAGACGUCCCUCAGCACCCCCAUCAUCGUCAACUACGUCAUGUUCACCAUGAUCCUCGUCACAUUCUCUGUCAUCCUGAGCGUGGUCGUCCUCAACCUCCACCACCGAACGCCCAGCACACACAUCAUGCCAAACUGGGUCCGAAAGGUCUUUAUUCACAUCUUACCUAAAUAUAUUGGUAUGAUGAGACCAAAAAUAGAGGAUCCGCUGCUGGAGGAGGAGUCCUCUGAGGACAGCUCUACAACCCUGGGUUUUGGUGGUAGACAUCCGGGAGGAGAGUACUUCUUUCGCAAGAUCAACCCAGAUCUAGUGUUACCCUGGAGAGGCAGAUGUGAGAGCGCCGUCCACCUACAGCGGCUUCCCAACACUGACAGCUACUGCCUGGUCCUGCCUCCCAACCUGAAGUCGGCCAUCGCCGCCGUCACUUACAUGGCAGAGCAGCUGAGGAAGCAGGACAUAGACGACACGAUGACAGGGGACUGGCAGUUUAUCGCCUUGGUGGUGGACCGACUCUUUUUGUGGUUGUUUGUCGUCAUCACCACCCUGGGGACCCUGGCCAUGUUCCUGGAUGCCAGCUUCAACUACACACCUGACAACCCAUUCCCAUAGAGGACCACACACACACACACACACACUGCGGUUGUCACUCCUCUGUGAUCACUGAACCUGACGUUCCUUGACUGAAGAUUCCUCGUAGCUUUGAUAGAUUGUUCCUUGUGAUCACGCCGUCCAGCCCGUUGGUGUUUAGCUCUAUAGGAAAUUUUUGUUUUGUUUUGUUAUCAUUGGACUCUUACAUCUCAUUUCUUUCAUCUGAAAUCUGCUGUGACUUACAUGGUCGCCAACACUGCAGUACGAAAUGUGGACACUAGAGAGCAGUAAGAAGCUAAAAAGGUUCAAAAAAGCAACUAUUCUGUGCAAAAAGGACAUUAAAUUCCCCGUAAAAACUAAAAGAAAUUGUAUUUUUACAAACUUUUAGGCACCUGUACGGAUUAUUGUGUAUCUAACCAAAGUAAAUACUUUUUUUUACUUUUA
Oryzias latipes (Japanese medaka) is the source of this 2780-nucleotide messenger RNA. The record is from RefSeq and is a predicted model, not a curated record. Lineage: Eukaryota; Metazoa; Chordata; Actinopteri; Beloniformes; Adrianichthyidae.